AUGGCUCUCCGCGCCGCCCUGCUCGACGGCCAUGGGCGGCCUCGUCUACUUGUCGCUCUCUUCCCCGGCGACGGCGGGCAGCCUUGUCUUUUCGCUGCCGCCGUCCUCGAUCGGCACGGCCAGCUGGUGACGGCGGUCCUCGUCCGCAGGAACGCAGAGAAGCCUCUGGGACAUGGCCCCAUCCGCUUGCCUUCCCUUCCACCCGUCCUCCGAUUUCGACUAUCCGUGCCGGCCAACUUCACAGCCGGCGGGUGGCCGCUCCGCCUCGACGCCGGCGUGUUUAGGGUGGACCCCGUCAUCAUCGACGCCUCCGCGCUGGAGGUUAUUUUUCCCCAAAUCUGCACGCCCACGCCGCUGCGUCCUCCGCGUGUGCCGCCGCGUGCUCCGCGCGGCCACAGCACCGACAACUCGACCAGGCCGCCGUCGCUAGUCCCCUGCACGCGGCCUGGAAACGAGGACCUUCUGCUACCUGCGCAGCUAUUGCAGCUCCUUCUGAAAAAUGGUGGAGUCAGAGAACAUGGGAACUUCAAGCAGUAUAAUGUUGAAGCUGGAUUUGAGAUGGGAGAAUUGGGAUCAUGGGCAAGCGAUGAUGAGCUAGUCAAGAUGGAGGCCGGAUAUCUUCCUCACCGCUGCAGGGAUGACUCAUUUGAAGAUAGCGAGACAAGUGAGCUUCUAAUUUCAAAGCUUUCCAGUCUUGUUGGGGAAAUCUAUCGCGAUUUACCAGAAAAUUUGCAGAAGAAGUUAGGUGAUGAAGUAAGAAGGGCCGCAGAACAACCAGCAGAUAACAGUGGACAGGCAAAGGGAUGGAUGUGGGGUACGUUCCUCUCAUCAGUCUGCGUCUCACUGGCCUCUCAUUUGGCCAUGUUCUUGAUGUCUGCUCUGUGGCCCAGGAGCGAGAGUGUCAAAGAAGAAUCAGCUGUCAGCUCGCCAGCUCCAAGUGCAACAGAAAAGAACAUUUUUCUUCGUUGGGGGGUUGAAAAAGUCAUAGGUCCUUUUCUUAUAUGUGUCGCUCUGACAGUCAUUAGGAAGUUUAUCAUCAGCAAGGAGAUUUGGAAGAAAAGCUACAAAGCAAAUGAGAUGGUUAAUUUGUGGAUCAAUACCUUCGCAAAAGGGACGUUCUUCGCUGUAAAAGAAUUUCCAGUAACGCGUGGUGGGUUAGAACUGUGGGCUCAUUUAGCCUCAUUUGCUAUUGAGCUUCUCGGGGCCACAUGGCUGUUAUGGAGGUUUGGGUUCUGGGAGUCCGAUGUUGUGGACAGUUGACCUGUAGAUUCAUGUGAUGGUUUACUGCUUAGAUUGUUAGAUCUGUAUGGUUUCCGAGAUGGUUAACUACAGCUGCUGACAAACUCAUUAGCAGCUAACUGUACUCUGUACUAUUGUCGAAGCUGGUAAUUGAGUACAUACAGAAUAGGCUGAAUGCU
Messenger RNA from Triticum dicoccoides, 1418 nucleotides. RefSeq lists its product as uncharacterized. The transcript has 3 exons. The record is from RefSeq and is a predicted model, not a curated record. Bases 1 to 1260 code for a protein of 419 amino acids. Lineage: Eukaryota; Viridiplantae; Streptophyta; Magnoliopsida; Poales; Poaceae.